CUGGGUUCUAGAUAGAUUUACUGUUGUUGAACAAGUAAAAAGAGACAAUGCAGAAGAUCCACCAUUGCCAGCUCCAACAAGAUUAAACACAGUAUCUUUAGCGAAUUUGGACCAAGAGCCACGGCAUAUGGAGUUUGACAUACUUGCUGUUGUUGUGAGUUGUGGUGCAAUAAAGAUUGCUGGCGUCCAUGGAAACAAAUGCCGACAAAUCAUUGUCAUGGAUACAAAUAUGCACCAUUGUAUUUUUACCUUGUGGGAGGACUUUGCUGAGAUUGAUGGAAGCCACUUAGCUGCACAAAUUGAAGAACAUCCAGUAAUCCUAGCAAAACGAAUUGCACGAUCUUCAUAUGCUGGAACAUCCUUGACAACAAGAUACAAUUCUGUAAUAUUGAUAAAUCCCUCUUAUCCACAGGCUACAGAAUUGAUGAACUGGGCAAAGGAGAAUGACGAAACGUUGAGCACAUAUACGCAAAGAAGUUCUCCAGAAACAACUUCAUCGCCAGUUCUUACAUCACUAAAUGAUGAGGCUAUACCUAUAGGAAAUAUCCAAGCACAGCCAAUGAUGCAAUCUUUUCACGUUGAAGGUAAAAUAUCAUUGCUGGAUGAUGAGCAGCUGUUUUAUGAGUUGAUGUGUUCAAAAUGCAAGCACUUUGUUAGGACCAAAAUAAUGAAAGCUAUUGACUGUGUAAACUGUGAUCAACAAACAAUGUUAACACCUAGGUGUCGCUUUCAAGUCCAAAUUGCAGAUGAAAGUGGAUCGACAAUUGCAACAUUAGUAGGUGAACCUGGAGAGAAUCUUCUAUCAAUGAAAGCUGAACAAAUCUAUGAAACAAUUAACGUGAAGAAUGAAUCACUCCCCCUUCCAGAUAUUCAACAAGAUCUUGCUGACAAAGUGUUUAAAGUACAACUGAAGAAAUCUGUUUCUAGGAAUUCUAACGAAGCACCAUUAAAACUGUUCAUUUUGUCAUUUGCUGAGAAGCAGGAUCCUCUCCAAUUGCCAGCAGUAUCAACUUCUACAAAUACUGGAGAAAGCAGUAAGAGAGAACUCGACAAGGUAGCAUCAGAAGAAGAACAAAAAAAGAUAAUCAUUGGAAGUACCUCAUCUAGCAAAAGAAAACAAACUGAGCAAACAACUCCAAUCAAAAAAACUGCAUCUUCUACCAAAAGGGAGGGUAUCGAACCAGUCACUCCAACUAAGAAGAAGUAAAGGUCAGUAAACAAAAGUUGAGUUCUUUCAUUUGCUCAUUUCUGCAUAUGAAUAACACCAAACUAAAUUUCCAGUAAAAACAACUAAUAAUCCCUUAAGCUAAAAGUAAAACAAAUACUA
This is a messenger RNA of Lycium ferocissimum, 1327 nucleotides long. RefSeq names its product replication protein A 70 kDa DNA-binding subunit B-like. The transcript has 8 exons. Bases 128 to 1207 code for a protein of 359 amino acids. The record is from RefSeq and is a predicted model, not a curated record. Lineage: Eukaryota; Viridiplantae; Streptophyta; Magnoliopsida; Solanales; Solanaceae.